AUGCUCAGGUUUUACGUGCUCCUGGUUCCCCUCUUUAGAGCCUAUGGUGCGCUCCUCUACGCUAACCUUGGAGAUAAUGUGACUUUGCAUUGCUCCUUUGCCACCACGGCCAAAUAUCUCUCCUGGUACAAGCAAGUCAUAGGAGAGUCACCUCGAGUCAUAUCCUCUUUCUACAAACAUUUCCUCGACUCCAACAUCCUCCACCCCGGGUUUAAAAACAAUCAACGCAUUUCAGUUGAUAGUGGAGAAGAUUUCUAUCGUCUGAACAUUUUUAAUGUUCAGGAUUCUGACUCGGCCAUGUACUACUGUGGACAGACCAGCAUCUCAGUCACUAAAUUUGACGACGGAACGUUUUUGGUCCUGAGAGAGUCCAGUCACAGGACUUUCCUAAAGCAGCCAGAAUCAAACUCUGUGCAACAAGGAGACUCGGUGACACUGAACUGCACGCUGCUCAAAGGAUCCAGUGCCGAAGAAGACGACGUUUACUGGUUCAAAAAGGAUACAGUAGAUUCUCACUUGGGAAUCAUGUACAUCCACACAAAUAGCAGCAGCCAGUGUGCGAAGAGGUCUGAGUUUAGCUGCUCUGCACAGAGAUGCGUUUACAGCUUCACAAAGAAGAACGUGAGCCGGUCUGAUGUCGGGACGUACUACUGUGCUGUGGCUUCAUGUGGCGAGGUGCUUGUUGGGAAAGGCACGAGACUGGAUGUCGUAGGUGAGGAGCAUAUGUUGAAACAGGACGAAGCUGUCCCUGUCUUGGUUAAGACUGUGGUUGCAGCUCUGGUUGUCUCAGUUAUUUUCAAUGUAAUCUUCUGUGGUACCCUCUGCAAAAUAGUCCAGAGAAAAAAGUGUCCCUCUAAAGGGUCACUUCAACAGCCUAAUACUCCAGAAUACACUGCGAACUAUGAGACUGAAGACUGUGCUGUUGUGCAGUAUGCAACUGUGAAUUUCAAGAAAAAGACUGAGACAAGUAGAAGACAAAGAAAGGACACAGUCAAUGACCCAAUCUACUCUGCAAUUAGAACGUCUCACGUGGAGUGAUUUUGUUCAGUCAAGUCAAAAUUAUGGCCACUGUCUCGCCUACAU
Messenger RNA from Neolamprologus brichardi, 1083 nucleotides. The record is from RefSeq and is a predicted model, not a curated record. NCBI's taxonomy places the organism in Eukaryota, Metazoa, Chordata, Actinopteri, Cichliformes, Cichlidae.